CUUUGUUGUCAUAUAAAAGUCGAACAGAUGAUGGUGUGACGAUUGUAUAAGUUGAUUAACUUGAUGGAAAUGAAAAGGGUUAUAAAUCUUAAUUCCCUUUACCAAGUUAUGACAAAAUUUGACCCGUCUGGGCUCCGACAGUCUAUAAUGGAACAUUGACUGGCAGCAUGGAAGAAGCCCAGAGUCUGAGGGAAGAGGGCAGGGAUGCAGUAGGAAGUGGGGAACCCAAUACUGAGGGAGGAUACUCAGUGACGGAGGGGGGACUGGGACUAGAGUCCAAGAGGAGCCUCAGUGUGCAGGAUGCCUGGGCCAUCUACCGCCAGAUCCGAUUCCAGGAACAGUCAGAAGAAAACCAAAUUCUGCAGGACCUGUCACUCAAUGCAUUCCUUAACUUGUUCCUGAAGGAGUCGCAGGAAAAUUCUCAAGUCCAGGGAGUCAGAUUGUUAAGCAAGUUAUUUAAUGUUGACAUGAGGAGUGUGGCGAAUCAUUUGUGUCAGGAGUUUAUGUCUGACAUAAUCCGUGUCACUGGGUCCUCAGAUGAUGAAGACACUGCUCCUCUUCAGAACUAUCUCCUCAGAGAGCGAGGAUGGCUUCUCCUCUACACAAUCCAUAAAAAUGGCACACAGGGUCUCACUGUUGGAAAAGAUUUCAGUAAUCUGCUAGUCUCUUUACUUCCAUGGUGCUUGAAAUUUCCUAUUGACAACAGUGAACCCCAAACAGAAAUUCUGGAGCCAUUGACACCAGUUCACACCUGCUUCCUCCAUUUGGAACACUCUGCCAAAUGGCAGCGAUGUAACUCCCAGAGAAACAAGGUGCUACCCCACACAGACAAACACACACUCAAACUCCACCCAUCAGGAAGCCAAAGAAAGCUGAGGAAGAUUCCAGAAAGUGCCAAACAGCAGGACAAUUCAGACAGCGAAGUGGAGAGUUUGAGUGAACCAAUCAAAAGACACAGAUCAGGAAAGAGGGCGAUGAGGCAUAGGAGCAUCUCGCAAAGUCUGGCAAAAGAACCAUUGGAGAGAAGUCAGUCCAGCAAGGAAGAGGAUGAGGAGGAAAUGACAACACUGCUGUCCAAGUACAAGGCUGGAAACAAGGCGAUAUCUACGUACAAACUGUGUCUGCUUAUUGUGGACGUCCUCACUGAUAUCUGUUUACUUGAUACUGACCAAGUCAACCACACCAAAGCACUGUCACCGGUUCUCUUACCUCACAUCCUUCAUACUCUCACAAACAUGUAUCCCAGUCCCAGUGGAGGAAAUGAAGAUUUACUGGCUUUUCAUUGGCUGAAAAGGCAGCAGACACAUUUUCAAAGAAAGCUUUUAAGAACUAUUCUAGUCAUGGUUUCAACUGUGGCAACUCAACCCAAUGGAAUCAAUGUCAUUGUCGGACAUAAGUUUGUGUCUGUUUUACUAGAUGUAGCAAGGCAGAUUCAACAGCUCCAGAAUCUUAAAGAGGAACUGUCUUAUGCGAGGCAGAGAACAUCUGAUGACCUGUGUCAGCUGACUGAUGACUUUGUUUUGUUUACCGAGUUGAUCUUAGGUCUUUUGAUGACUGUAGAUGUCACAUUCCAAUGCUUACCGUUCAAUCUAGUUCAUGUAAAGAGUGCCAUACAGCUUGUUGAAGAAUUCGAUGAAGGACAUGGCUUUACUAUGUUAGAGAGGAUUAUCCAUACCCUGGACAGUAACACAGUCAAAUCCACCUCCAUUCAGAUGAAGCUAUGUAUCCAGGUCACGGAACCAGUCAAAAUCAUCAGCUCCUUCCUCAGUACCCUUAAAUCCUUGAAGCUGAAUUAUAUCCAUGUCAUGAAAUGUACCAAACGCAAGCACAAAUCUUGCCAGUUUCAAGAGUAUUUCAACCACCAUCAUAAUAUUCUUGGACUACCACAUUAUUCUGUUGGAGAAGAAAAGAUGGAAGGGAUGCCAGAGACAUCCCUACAUAACACAACAUGUCUGGUUGCAAUAUGGUGCACAUUUUUGCUUGAUCUCAUUUCGAAAGUCAAAGACAAAUCUUUACUAAUUGAGAUUUUACGAACAGUUGAACAAACUGGCAAUUGCUGCUGUAUUUCUUUAGAAACUAUAUUUGAGCCAAUUAGAGAAAAUCUAGCAAAAUUCAGUCCUGGAAUCAAGAAUUUUGCCUUAGAAGUUUUCAACAGGAUUUUGUUAGGACAGUUUCAUGAAAAAGCUAGCUAUGAAAAUGGCAAGGAACAAUCAAUUCGUCAGUGCAAUACAUGUAGAGACGUAAGACUUGCUAGUGAAAAGAGUGUGGAGAAAAUAGAAAUGUCAGAAAAAACUGUUACUUUUGGUAUGGACAGUGGGUUUUCUAGUCAUGAUUUUCCCGAAAAGAAAUUUCCAGUGAUUAACAGUUUUUCCAAGGUGAUGCAAGGUUUCAAAAACUUGUUGUUUUCUCCAGACAGUAAUGUUGCAGAAAUGACUGCUAAAAACCUAGGUACUUUGGCCCUUUUGGGCAGUGCCUCAUUGAAAGAAGAGCUCUUUUUCAAUGUGUAUAUCCAUGCUUUUGAGUCAUUCCUUGGGAAUAUGAAGAAAACUCCUUCCAGUGGACCUCAGGAAACCCCUGAAAAUGUGACCAUCCACCCAACUUUUUCUUCUAAAGUGAAAGUCCAUUGUUUACUUGCAGUGCCAAACUUGCUGAAAGAAGAGAAAGUGAUGAAAGCUUUUCUCACAAAGAGGGGGGUUGGUCAGAUUUGUAGAAUGCUGGAUGAUAAUGUAUUACGAGCUCCUGUCUUAAAAGUGUUUGAAGCAUUAGUCAUCUUAGAUGAAGUAAAGGAGCGAGAAUUUGAAAACAGCUUGGAAACCAUGGAAGAAUCAAAGUCAAAAGCAGGAAUGGUCAUCUCUGCAUUUAUAGAUGGUCUUGCCAAGAAAACAGACAUGAGUUUGUCCCUGUAUCUUUCAUCUGAUAUAAAACAUCAGAAGGAUCUGUGUAAGCUAAGUCCCGACAACAAAUACAUCCAAAACCUGACUCUAAUGGUGGACAUGUGGGAAACCUGUGCCAAGCUCUCUCUGAACAGUGAACACUUUGUGGUGCACCUGUUACAGUCCCAAUGUCUCCCCAUUGCUGGGAACCUCUUGUUGAAAGUCUUAAAACAACUGAAGGCCUCCACAAACUGUGAUAUAGCCCGGCAGGUGGGCCAAGGGGAGGAACACUGCAAGGAUUCGUCCGAGGACUCCGGACAGGAACUGGAGCACCUGGUGUCCUUGACGAUGAACAUGCCCUCUGUGUGCUUCCUGAAGCUGGCUCUUCUCCAGUGUCUACUGACUGUCUGUAAUGUCUGCUACAAGCAUCAUGGGAGACUGAAUGAAAUAAAAAUGUGGGGGAGGAUCCGGGACUCGUUCCAGGAUUGCGCUCUCCUGCCUGCGUGCCGCCUCAAGACACUGUUUGACAUCAUGCUCAACUCAGCUAUGCCCAAAAAGGUCACGGUGUUUGACUCCAACCAGAAAACUAGCAUUCCACAAGAUUUUAUCAAAGAGGAUGUCAUUGAUGAUGAUGAGAUAAGACAACUCCUCAACAUGAGCAGUGAGGAAGAAGGGGAUUCUGGGAGGAUGGUGGGAAAAGGUUACGACGGGGACACGGAAACAUCUCAGGAUGAAUGCAAGUCAAAUGGAGGCUCUGACCCCAUUUCUAGAAGGGAGUACUUUCCCUCCUUGUUUAGGUUGAUCAUUCAGCUGUUAAUUAAAAGUCAGGAACACCAAGCUGGGAAAAACAUCCUUCCCCAAGUCUUGUUAAAACUUCUACAGACUCUGAAAGGAAAUUCGGCAGCAAUUAUGGUUGUCUGUGAGGAGGGUCUGCUGUAUGAGAUACUGAAUGGCUUCUGGACACAGCUUACUGCAGAAGAUGACCAAAGAAUGGUGAGGCGGUACCUGCUUUCACUUAUCCAGUGCCUGGCACAACAUAGGAUCACAUCCCUGGAGCUCCAGAAAAUCCUACAACUCUUCCAGUACUCACAUAUAUCAAGGGAGUUCCUACUGUCCUGUUUGCUAUCCAUUGUGGAACAGUCCAGCAUUCAGCCGUUCUACAGUGUCAAGUUCCCAGUGAAAUCCGGCCCCAAGAAAGCCUCCACCCAGUCCUCUGUAUCCUCGGGCAGUAUCAAGGUGUCCUCUGAACUCCUGCAAACCAAAUCGAGGACCACAGAGAAAGGCAGUGCUGUGAUUCCUCUCCUACGCUCUAUCUCAUCCCUCAUGAUUCCUACACCAGAUAUUCAAUCACAGCAGGAAGCGGAGAAAUCCCAGAAGACAUUUGAACAGGAAGUGUGGAACGUAAUGGCUCUAGAGAUUCCAUUGUCUAUUGGGGUCAUAUGGCCUCCUUAUCAGACUGGUUUGACCUUUGCUCUCUGGUUGAAAAUCUGUGAGGAAGAGGGGAUGAGUUUUAAACCAACAACAGUUUUAUCAACAGUGAACCAUGUUUAUGCAUCAAGUAGUGAAGACUUGUCAAAGAAAGGUCUUGCCUAUGGAAAGUCCACCAAACCAUUGCUGACAUCAGAGUGCAUUCAUGUCAUGUCUGUUGGUACAAGGGAUAAACUGUUGGAAGUGUGGAUCUCUUGCAAAACUGGAAUGUUACUGUUUAGACUGACCUCUGAAACCAAUGAAGGUGGAUUGGUGUUGGAUGAAGCCACAUCUAGAGACAGUGUUCAUCCUGGAAAGUGGCACCAUGUCAUGUUCAGUUACGUAGAAGCAUUGGAGAAUACGGAGGAGGAAGAGCCCAAGCUUAUAGGCAGGAUCACUUUGACGAUGGACGGUUGGCAGAGACAGGAAAUACGACUAGAACAGCCAAACCCAGCCACGAAGGUGGAGACAGCAGAAGGCAGGAGCAGCCUGUGUGUCGGCCAUGUUUAUGAUGAACUUCGAGAAAUGACCAACUUCCUGCCUUGGCAGUUGGGUUCACUGUCAUUGUUCAAAGGUGUGGAUCUUAGUGAGGAGGAGUGCCUUUACCUGUAUGCCCUGGGCCCAAGCUGUAGGGCCCUCAGUAAAUGUGAUGGCCCUGAGCAGCCAAUGUCCUACUCCACCUUCAUCACUAAACGGCUGAUACAGCACUCCAAUAUUUCCCAUGAUGCACUAGUGGGACUGCGGCUUGUUGACAGAAAUCAACUGAGGAUGAAGAUCAUGCUGCACUACAGCGGAAGAAGUCCAGGCCAGGUGAUGCUUUAUGAGUCUGCCCUCCGAUCAGAAAUCCCCGUCCUGAUGGCAGGAAACCUGGGAAUCCCCCAGCCCCAGUCCCAGUUGUUGAGUCAGCAGCCGCUACUGAGUGAUGUGAUGACCCACGGCAAGGUGGCCACCAAGCUGUGUUAUGGACUGGAGAAAGCGGUGAAGGAAGUGGGAGGAAUGGAGACCAUCAUGUAUCUGGUGGCAAAGAUUGUUGAGGACAAUAGCCAUGACAACCAUGACAAGGACAAGAUGGAAGAACAACUGCAAUCCAAAGUGCUACAGCUGCUCUUCUCUGUGGUCAACUUCUCUCCUGACCUGGCCAACGACUUCACAACAGCUAAUGGGAACAAACUUCUGUCCAAAGUCUUGACCUCCAGCAGGGGAAUUGUGGGAUAUAGCACUCUAAAGGUUCUGUUUGAUGCCUGUACUACGGAGACCAUCUUUAGGUUUGACCCCGAAACCAAAAACCUGGUAAUGAGGAGGAAGAAUGAAGCAGUGGUUACCAGGGCGACAGUGAUUGAGGAGCUGAUCCUCAACUGGAGGAUCUGGGAGGGGGCUGAGGAGGGGGUGUUGGAUCUCCUAUAUCGAGGACUAUCCUCACUGAUAAGGGAGGACCAUCCUCACCAAGCCUUCAACAUCAAACAGUUCCACUCAGUGUCGGUGGUGGAUCGCAUAUUUUGUACUUAUCAGGAGAGAAUUCAAGAUGGCUACCGUGCAUACCCCGUGUCAAUUGGUCAGUCUGUGGUCAGCAUCAUCACUAGCCUGAUGGGAAGCCCGCCUGACAUGCACAUCAUUGUGGCGGUCUGUGACUUCCUGUUGUACGUCCAUCCCGCGGCUAACACCUACAUCAGCUGUACCCAGUCAGGGUUCUACUUCAAACUGUGGUGGGAUUCGGAUAAAGACACGACCUUUAGAUCGAGUCUGAGUCGAGUUAACACGGUGAGGAAACCGAUGUCCAGUACCCCACACAGCAAGAGUGAGGGUUCCAAUCACAGUGCUGCAGAUACUGAAGUAGACUCUGCCAAGAGAAAUUUGUUCAGUGACGAUGAUGUAGUCUUUAAAGAGGACAAAUACCCGCCCGUGAAAUUGUUACAUCGCAAACAAGGCAGUUGGAUGGAGAUCCUCACCCCAGAGGAGUACAACCAACCAGAAACUCCGCCCUCCAUAACUUUAGAUCCCCCUCUCACUGAUACAACCCUGGCCUCCAUAACUUUAGAUCCCCCACUCACUGAUACAAUCACAGAGGUAGACACAGCAGACCCAGGGGAGCUAACUCUACAAAGCAGCCAAGCAGGAAUGACAGAGAACCAGUUAGAGAGCCCAAAGACUGAGAACCAGCUAACAGUUGACAACAGAGAGUGUAUGGAGACAGUGUCGGACUUGGAACAAAGUGGGGAGUCUGUGGAACACAUGGUCACUCCAUCAGAUGUAGAAAGUGAACUGUACUCCCAGUUUGAGGGGAGACGAGACUUUUACACAUCCCUGUCAUCCUACACGUCAGAAGAAAUCCACCACGACGACGAGGGACUGAUCGCUCAGAGGCCUGAUGUCCAUUUUGAUGAGAAGACUGAGGACAAUGAGUUUGAACGGGGUCUGAUUGCUGUCUGUAUAGGUUUACUGAAGACUCUGUCAGAUGUGGUCAUCAACAUCCCAGAUAACAUGGUCACCAAAGUUCUACAGAAGGUCAUCAAUACCGACAUCCUGAUCAUCAUGGCUCACAGUAACUCGCCGGAGGUCAGGACCUACGUAAUCAAGUUACUGAGUAGUUACCUGUUCCGGGCCACACCUGAGCAGGUGUCUGAGUUCCUGAAGAAGGAGAGCUUCCACCUGUUGGGGGCCCAGUUUUACCAGUAUCUGUCUCAUACCGAGCAGUUGGAGGAAUCUAUCUCACUCAUACUCGGCCUACGAUUCACCUUCGACUCAGAUUUGGAGAUAAGUGAUCUUGAGAUGACCCCUGUCCAGCAGUCUGCUGUUGUCUUACUUCUGUCUCUGCUGGAGAAUACCCUGUGGGACGUGGCCCUGUGUCACAACGCCCUCCUGACCACCAGACAGUUAUUUGAGCGCAGCCCUAUCCUGGGCUCUCUAAUGUUGGAGGCAGGUUUGGUAGAAGUUCUUACAAACAUGAUGGCAAGGAUAUAUAGACUCUCUACCAAGAACACUGAUAUAGCUGGAAGAGAUGAAAGACAGAUCUGUGUUGAAGAUCUCCAAAACCUUGUCUGUGUUAUAGCAUGCAGGGAGUUCAGUGCAAGUGGCAGCCAUCAUCUCCAACAGUUUGAUGAUUUACGAUAUCUUCUGAGGCAGCUGGAGAACAAAGAAAGGAAAGAAUUUGGUGAGAAGAGUAAGCCGGUGCAGAACUUGAAGAGUCUACAGUACAGUGUGAUUCUACGACAGCUGACUGUGGUAGAAAAUGCAGGACAGGACAGGUUAUCCAGACAAGUGUCCAUGCCUGCUGAGUUUGGGGAAUCUUAUGGACAUUAUUUUGGACCUACCCAUUCAUCCCCACCUAUCGUGUAUAAGCCCAGAAACCUCCCUGAGUCCCUCCCUAGACUGUCGGCUCUACCUGCAUCAUUUAGCUUGUCUUUAGAUCUAGACAACCGAUCCUACUCCCAGGGAGAUUCCGACAGUUCCACAUCAUCGGGACGUUUCUCUCGACAUCAGUCAUUGGGUAGUAGUCUGCCCAAUGAACCAAACACUCAGAAGCAGGGCAAGUCGGGAUUCUCCAUCAGCAACAUGUUCAAACAGCUCAGCUCCAAGAAGAGUAGGCUGAUGGUGCUCCCAUUGUCUCAGUCAGAAGUCAAUGACAGAAUUAAGAAGUUGCUAAAUUCUGCUGUGGAUAUUGUAGUUAAUGCUGAGAAAAAAGAAGUUGUAAAACCAAUUGAACGGAAAACCAUUAGUUCCAUUUUUGAGAAAUCCGAGCCAGUGUCCAUAGAUACUAUUUACAUGAGGCGCUUGUUUGAUUUCCUGUACCGAGGAUUUGAGCACACUCUUUAUAACCAGGACAGAAUGGUGCAGAGAACACAGAAAAAUCAAGUCAUGUGGAGUCUGAGGGAUACAACAAGGGUUCUGUUGGCUCGCUUGUUGGUGUACAUGAUUUCCACCAGACAAGUUCUGGAGGAUAGGACCUACAUUUUGUCAUACAUUGCAAAUGAACUGAAGGGGCAGGAAAUCCUCAAAAUUCUCAUCAACACUUCCCCAGAAUAUGCCCAUGAGCUGGCUUAUUACAUGUGGGAUCUGUUGGAGAGGUGGGGGGACUGUCUGAACAGUCAGCACCGUGCAGACGGCGCCAAGAUUAUGCAGACUCUCAAGAACUGUAACAUCCCUGUGGUGUCCCCCGGGAAAAGCAGGGAUUGUCAGACUCACCUGACUGAGGAGAAGCAAAUUAUUGAAUUCAGACUACAGAAAGGGAGACAACUGUGGAAGAAAAAGAGUGGUGCAGAUGUUGAAAAGGCCUUACAUCGACAAGAUAAAAUGUAUUCGAGUUUGUCAUCUCUUGCCAUGGAGAUGACCCAGAGAGUCACACAAUUACAGGGUCAAGAGAGAAGCAAGUUUGUGGAGCAUAUCAAGAAGACAAUGACAGAGAAAAUUCAAAUUAAAAAAUCAUGGCAGCAGGUUGUUCAGAAUCUCACUCAUGAGAGGGGUGUCUGGCAUGAUGCCAAGUCUUAUCCAAUGUCAUGGCAACUGGAUCCAACUGAGGGUCCAGGAAGGGUGAGAAAGAGGCUGAUGAGGUGUCACCUUGGAAUAGAAAAGAGAUUCCUAACCCCUGAGAAUCAGGCUAAAUUAGAAAGUGAAAUGGUGGAUCCACCCUUGAUCUACCUGUUUGAGGAUGAUCAUCAGACUUCAGACUCUGCAGCUCUGGUUUACCAGCUCUACAGGAACGAGAAAAUUCAACAUACAUGUAAAUGUACUGCUGUGUCCCCAUUUAACGAGAGCAUGGGAGAGUUGUUAGUCGGAGAAAACAGCAUAUUCUUUGUAGCAGAUGAAGCUAUCACCGAUGCCAACUAUACACAGGUCCUCCUGGGAAACAAGGACCAGUUAUCCAUGACUUGGCCCUAUGAGGAUAUCCGAGAAAUCCACAAGCGCUGGUUCCAGCUGAGGGAUAUAGGGAUAGAGAUCUUUCUGACCAAUGGUAAAACCUGUCUGCUGGCGUGCCAGAAUAAUAGGGAGAGAGAUGGUCUGUAUCAGCACCUUCACACCCUGGAACUGCCCAACUACCUCGCUCUGGAGGAGCUCGCCUCAGUACAACAGUCAUGGAUAGAUGGGAGGAUGACCAACUUUGACUACCUCACUUACCUGAACAAAAUUGCCGGCCGAUCAUUCAACGACCUGAUGCAGUACCCUAUCUUUCCAUUCAUUUUAAAGGAUUACUUCAGCGACAGAUUAAACCUUUGUGACGAAAAGAGCUUUAGGAACUUAAGUAAGCCCAUGUCCGUACAAUGUAAAGAAAAAGAGCAGAAGUACAUUGAGAACUACAAUAUACUGAAGCAGGAGAGAGAUCGAGGGGGAAUUGACAACUCGUUGCUAAGGGUGGAGCCCUAUCACUAUGGCAGCCAUUACUCCAAUAGUGGGUCCGUCCUUCAUUUCCUGGUCCGAUUACCUCCAUUCACCAAAAUGUUUCUCAGUUACCAAGACAAGAACUUUGAUCUGCCUGACAGAACCUUUCACAGUGUGCAGACAUCUUGGCGACUUGCUAGCUUUGAAUCUGCAACAGAUGUCAAAGAAUUGAUCCCAGAAUUCUUCUUCCUACCAGAGUUCCUGAAAAACAAUGAGGGUUUUGACUUUGGGAAGCGACAGAAUGGGGAGGUUGUCAGCGAUGUGACCCUGCCCCCCUGGUCCAACAACGACCCCCGGCUGUUUGUGAUGAUUCUCCGACAGGCCCUGGAAUCUGCCUAUGUCACCAAGAACCUCCAUCGCUGGAUCGAUCUGGUGUUUGGAUUCAAGCAGCAGGGAGAGGAGGCAGUCAAGGCCAUCAACGUGUUCCACCCCUCAACCUACUUUGGAAUGGACAUAGAUAGUGUCAAAGAUCCACUGCGCCGCCAUGCUCUGAAGACGAUGGUCAAAACCUAUGGUCAGACCCCCAAACAGCUGUUCAGAAAUGCCCACCCUCAGAGGAGCUCCCUGCAGGACACGCCCACUAUCUUAUCCCAGCUGUUCACGGGGUCGACGCCCACAGCUGAGCCGAGUCCUUUGACCAGUGUGAAUGGCCUGAAGUGGGGUGUGUAUGUCGGGUCCCGAGAUUUACAACCUCCCGAGGUGGUCUGGCAAUGUCGCUAUGAUGCAGUGGUGGCCAACUUAACUGCCUUCCCAACUGGUGAAGUCUUUGGAGUGGGAGAAAAAUGUUGCUGCCUUACUAUGCUCAGUAAACAAAAAGUUUCAACAGUGUACAACUCUACAGAUGUUAUCUGGGCAGCCAUAUUAGAUUGGAAGGGAGCAGACGGUAUUUUGAGAAUUCAUCAAGUGAAGAAAGAGACCCCAGCCAUCAAUCUUCUGUCUCACACACCAUUUGAAAAAGUGACCUGCUGUGCCUCAGUUCCAGAUUGUCGUCUGCUGUUUGUGGCGGGAACCAGUGGAACCAUCACCAUAUACAACACUGUCUUCAACCAGGCCAAGGAGAGCUGUUUGCAGAUUAAAGGCAGUCGGCAGGUGCUUCACGGACACACAGGGAAGAUCAAUGCCCUGGUGGUGUGUAAGGCCUACAGUGUGGUGGUCAGUGGAAGUGAGGACUCUACCUGUAUCAUCUGGGACCUCAACAGAUUGUGCUAUGUGAGGUCCAUAACCUGCCAUGCUACACCUGUUAAAGUAGUGGCGGUAAGCAGUACCCUGGGAGACAUAGCGUCAGUCAGUCAGAAAGGGCCCGGAAGUGAGCUGAUGCUCCACUCCAUCAACACCACACUCAUCGCUAGGAGUGUCAUGCUGGAGAGCAGUAUCAACUGUCUGUCCUUCUCCAACGCCCCGGAGGGUCAGUCUGUCAACAUUCUGGCUGGAGGAAUGGAUAAUGGAGUUGUUAGACUAUGGAGUGGUAUGGACCUCACAGUCCUGAGAGAUCUGCAAGCUGAGAAUCUCCUGCACAAACCUGUCAUCAGUUUGACGUUUACCAACGACUCGUACCGACUAUAUAUGACGUCAUCUGACGGAACAAUCACCGUGUGGGAGUCGCCUCCCUUUGGUCGCAUCAGACCCAACAAUCUUCUACUUCACGUGUAACUGAGAUUUUGUUCUCUGGACAUAAAGUAACUGAGACUUUGAUCUCUGGACAUAGUGAUUUUAUUUGACACAAACCCUUAUUGUCACUCUUAAUUUUCAAGAGAGUUAAAAUGUCCAGAAAGUCCUGUUAUUGGCAGCUGACAUUCCAUUUAUGAACAUUUGAAUAGAAUGUAGAUGUGUAGGAUAUAUUUUUGAUAUUUUUCGAAAAAUCAACAAACAUUGUGAUCUAAUCACAUGUUUAUUCAUAUGUACAUAAGCAUGUUUUAUAAGACUGUAAAUAUGUGAUUCUAUCUGUAAGAGCGUUAAUGAAUUCAGCUUAUUAUUUUUAGAAGUGAAGGCAUCCACAAUCUAGAUGACCACGAUUUUUUAAUGUACAUUCCCUAAUCUAUAUUUGUGCCAUAUGUAUUGUAUAAUUUGUUUAUUGUUAUUGUAUAUCUAUUAUAAGAUUUAUUAAAGUCGAAGUUCAUAUGUUUGUAUUUCAAAUCAUUUUAUGCAAUCUUUCCAUGUUUUAACGUUGGUCUGCUCAAUUGUAUAAACUUUUUUAUUUGCUUAAUAUCAAGAUGUGUUUUUUCAAUGUUAUUGUUUUUAUCCUCUAGUAUUGACAAUUUGAAAAUAAAAGGAAAAUAUGCUCACUUUAA
This is a messenger RNA of Magallana angulata, 11998 nucleotides long. Its product is annotated as lysosomal-trafficking regulator-like. Bases 168 to 11360 code for a protein of 3730 amino acids. Lineage: Eukaryota; Metazoa; Mollusca; Bivalvia; Ostreida; Ostreidae. Gene Ontology annotation, cellular component: cytosol; membrane. The transcript has 54 exons. Gene Ontology annotation, biological process: intracellular protein localization. The record is from RefSeq and is a predicted model, not a curated record. Gene Ontology annotation, molecular function: protein kinase binding.